Molecule: messenger RNA, 9275 nt
Organism: Microcebus murinus (gray mouse lemur)
Lineage: Eukaryota; Metazoa; Chordata; Mammalia; Primates; Cheirogaleidae
Source: RefSeq, a predicted model, not a curated record
UGUUCUCUUCUUUGGGUAUCUUUCACUCUCACGUCUCCAACCCAUUCUUUAAAAAACAAAACAAAACUAACAAACAAAAACUUGUAUUGAAGCAACAUCUAGGCCUAGGCUGGAGCCUUAUUCUGAUAUGGCAGAAUCCUGUUACCAUCUUUUUGUAGGUUAAUUUCAAUGGUUUUAGACUGACUCACGCAAAUCUCCCAGUAUUAUUGAUGAAGACAGAAGAAAAGGUAUCACUAAAACCUCCCAGGAUUGGUUCAGGGAAAAAUAUUCUUUAUCUAUGGAAAAUUCAUUGUCUUAUCAAGAAGGAUGCCUUUGAAAUAGUGAAUUUUUAUUGUCUUUUUGCAAAUAAUAUUAAUACAUUGUUCAAGAAAAAAAGAUUUAAAAAUCUCAAGACAAAAAUGCUAUCCUAAUAGCGGUAAUGAAAAAAUAUAUAUGAAUCUCAUUCUUAACAAAGAAUUUAGUAGUUCAUGGGAAGUAUUGUCUGACUUAAAUCUAAAACCAUUGCAGUGGUUUUGAUUGGUCUGUUCAUGUUCUGGAAUGUGUUUAUAGAUCUUGGCCUCAGAUGCUUUUCCUGACUCAGAAAUUGGAAAACAUUUUGUUAGAGGAGCCAACAGUGAGCGCCUCUUGCUGCUGUAAAUUGGGCCCAGGGCUGACAUGUUACGAGCUGGUCCUGUCGCUCAGGGUGAGCCAUGAUGCUGAUGCCAUAGUUUCUUGUUUACAUAAAAACAGAAAGAAUGGACAAGACACUCUCUAAGUACAAGGUAAUUACUACUGAGAAAUGUCCAGGAGUCCAUUAGUGAAAGAGGAACUUGAGGAAAAGGAGAGAGAGAAGAGAAAUUGCACUGUCCCUUCAUUAAUUACUCUCUUGUUUUAGAAUGCAGGUAGUCCUUUGGCUUAUUUUCAAAGUGUGGUAUGUUUCACUUUUGUUCAAACCUGUCAAAUUCUCAAAGGAAAACCUACUUAAAAUAUUCUUUUCUUCUUUUUGGGGGGGCUGCUUUGGUGUAUUGAAGAUGAUUAAGAGCUGCAAUUUGUGAGGAUUUUGAUGGCAUUUUUUGGCAGUGGUAGUGCAGGACGGGAGAGAUGGGCCGUAGCAUUUAAUUAUUAGCAGGGAGUCACAGGCCACCUGUCCAGCUUUCCUCACAGCGAGGGAGUGGUCUCUGCUAUCUGUUCUUCCCACCUCUGCUGGAUAAAUUCCGGAAAAGGAAUCUCACCGAUGGAUGAGCUGUACUUCCUCUUCUGAAACACAAGAGCUAUGGAGCUGAGGAGCAUUGUCUCCAUUUGGCACAUAUUGGCCACUCAGUAAAAAUUGAUGAGCGAAUGAAAGAUGAACCACUGAGAUCCCAGGGCUGCUUCUCACUUCUUCUUAGGGCGGUUAAGGCCCUCUUGACAUUUUUGGAAGAUGAUAAAUGUAUGCUCUUGAAAUAUCCUUGUCUAGACCAAACAGCCCCAGUUACUCCACAGUCUUUGGAUACUGUGUCCCAUUUCUCUCCUUCUUGUCCUCCUGCUGGCUGAGUUCUAGUUUAUCAAUGUUUUUCUUAACAUACUGUAAAAAUAUCUGAACAAAAUGCCCCAGAUGCCUUGGUUUGAAUUCAGAUUUAUCGCUUAUGAAAUGUUUGACCCUAGGCAAGUUGCUUAAUCUCUUUGUACCUCACUGUCCUCAUCUAUGAAGUUGGGGAUAAUUGUAUACUCAUUUAUAAGAUUAUUAUAAGGAAUAAACAAAUUAGUUUAUGCUAAUUAUUUAUGCCCAUGACAGUUCCUAGAACAAAAUAAGCACUCUGUGUUAGCUUUUGUUAAACUUACAGUGAAAAACAUACAUGUCUUACUAUCUGAAGUGCAGUUAGCUUUUUCAAAGAGGCUUCCAAAUUAGGGCUAUGUUUAAACCCUAGCUCUGCCACUGAGUGUUCUUGGGCAAGUUACUUUACCUGUCUACGCUUCUGUUUCUUCAUCUGAAAAAGAGCAUAAAAGAAUAAAAGCAUUUGAAUUUUUGAGCCCUAAUUAAGACCCUUGAGGGCAGAGCCAUGAUUUACAUUUCUUUGCUUUUUUUUCUUAAACUCCCCCCCACUCCCAAAACCCCAACUCUACCUGGUAUGCCAUAUGUACAAUGAUUGCUAAAUUAAAAGAGUAAAUGUUUAAACUGAGUUUUCCCUUUGAGUCUACCUUUGUAGUGGAAAAAUGAAGUUAUUCUGUGUUACUUAAAGCUGUGCAUUCACAAGUUUCUAGUGGUAUUUUGCCUCGUUGUUCUAAAGAAUGUAUUCUGUUUGCCACUGUGCAUUGUCUAAUUUUCUUGGGCUUCAGGAUAUAUAGGCUUGUUUGAUCACUUCUCUCCUCAUUACCUGCUGUCUAGGAAUUUCUAGGGGAUGUUUAGGCUGGUAGCUGCAUUGGCCACUAGUCUUUCAAAUGGCUGGUGAGGUGGGUAAGUAAUCAGGUGAGUGACAAAGGUUAUAGCCAAUUUUCCUGGGAUUCUGUGAUUCAUUUUUCUUGUGUCCUUGAAGCUUUAAGCAAGUGAGUUUUAAAGUUGUUGAGAAAGUGGGAGACUGUUUUAAAAAAUGGUUUAUAGUUAUUAAUGUUUUCAAUUCUUGGUCGGAUUUAAAAGGUGGGUUAAACUGCUAAAGUGAAUAUAAAUUAAAACCAGUUAAAUAGAGGAGUCCCUCGUCCAUUCUGUCUUUGGUGUGCUUAGGAUUCCAUAAAUUUUACGGGUCUCCAAAUCCUUGCCUUGUUUUGAAUGUUUCUAAUAAGACGGAGUAAAGUGGCUUACACCUCAUGAGACAUGGAACCGUUACCCAGGAAUGCUGCUUGGCGCACAUAUAAAGAAAGCACUGGUCUAUUGAUUCAUAAAAAAUGUGUGGCUGAUUUUCCUGGGACAUGUGCAUUAUUUUCACAGAAGAAUUUCAUUUUUUACUUCCUCCCACCCUGUGCAUCACUUGUACACGUUUGCAAUUCAUCAACUGUGAUUUCUAAAAUUUUGACCCCCUCCUCUCUCAAACCACCUCCAGCCACUACCUAAAGUGAAAGAGAUUAUGUAGGGAGGAGGGAAAUUCUCUUAAAUGCCUCAUUUUCCUGUAUAUAAGGGGCAUGGUGAAUUUGAGAAAUGGUCUGAAUUUUAGUCCAGAUGACUCAAUGCAAUUAUGAAACAAAUUGGAAACUGUUUCCAUGAAAGAGAGUAUGUGUGCAGUUUCCAUGAAAAGUGUGUGUGUGUGUGUGUGUGAGUGAACAUGUGUUUAUGUCAGCUUUUUCACUCUUUCUUUCUCUUUGUCCUCUUUCUGUGCAGUCUCAAGGCUAUAUUUGAGGUUGGCUGUAUAGAAAUGAAGUCAUGCUGCGCAGCCUCACCUUCUAAACCCAAAAUACACCAAGUAGAAGACUGUAUAGCUCAAUCUGGUGACAAUCUCAUGUACAGCACUUUUACUUAACAUUGAGGCUGCGAGAAAAAAGUAAAUAGCUAACUUUGUCUUAGAAAGUAAUAGCUCUUUUCUUCAGUGAAAAUAGCAUUUUUAAAAAAAUUCUACCUGGUAUACCAGGUAUAUAUUUUUUUUAUCCUGUGAAAAAAAUUUCUUGGAAAAUGAGGGAACGCAAGGAUUAGUGCUAACUUUUCUUUUUCACACAUCCAACUUUUGAUUUUCUAGUGAGGCAGAGCCGUUUUCCUUCAGACGCUUGAGGGAAAGGGAAAUGGCCUCCAGCCUUGUUCACAUUCAGACGCCAAGACCCAAAGAGUUAAUAACUUUGCUUCAAGUUGAAAGAAAAAUUCCUCCGGGAGGAGGAAGGCCAUAGAGAUUAAACCCUUGGCCUUUGGAGCCAGACCCACAUAGAUUCAGACUGUGGCUCUGCCACUCCAUGUGUGACUAGGGCAAAUUGUUGGACCUCAGUUUCAGUUUCCUCAUCUGUGCGGUGGAGACAAUCGUGCGUGCCACUUGAUGUUGUGGCGAUGGUGUCAUAGUGUGUGUAACAUCUGGCAUGUGAAACAGAGUCGUCAGUCACUGCUGAGUUAGUGCCUACCUCAUCAUGGAACAUUUCAAGUGAACUUGACAAAGAUUCUUACCUGACUCUUGAUGAACCAAUGAAUAAUAUCACCACGUCCCUGGGCCAGACGGCAGAACUGCACUGCAAAGUCUCCGGGAAUCCGCCUCCCACCAUCCGCUGGUUCAAAAAUGAUGCACCUGUGGUCCAGGAGCCCAGGAGAAUCUCCUUUCGGGCAACCAACUAUGGCUCUCGGCUGCGGAUCAGAAACCUCGACACCACAGACACAGGCUACUUCCAGUGUGUGGCAACGAAUGGCAAGAAGGUGGUUUCUACCACUGGAGUCUUGUUUGUCAAGUUUGGCCCCCCUCCCACUGCAAGUCCAGGAUACUCAGAUGAGUAUGAAGAAGAUGGAUUCUGUCAGCCAUACAGAGGGAUCGCAUGUGCGAGAUUUAUUGGCAACCGCACCGUCUAUAUGGAGUCUUUGCACAUGCAAGGGGAAAUAGAAAAUCAGAUCACAGCUGCCUUCACCAUGAUCGGCACUUCCAGUCACUUAUCGGAUAAGUGUUCUCAGUUCGCCAUUCCUUCCCUGUGCCACUACGCCUUCCCAUACUGUGACGAAACCUCAGCCGUCCCAAAGCCCCGAGACUUGUGUCGCGAUGAAUGUGAAAUCCUGGAAAACGUCCUGUGUCAAACAGAAUACAUUUUUGCAAGAUCGAAUCCCAUGAUUCUGAUGAGGCUGAAACUGCCAAACUGUGAAGAUCUCCCGCAGCCAGAGAGCCCAGAAGCUGCAAACUGCAUCCGGAUAGGAAUCCCCAUGGCCGAUCCUAUAAAUAAAAAUCACAAGUGCUAUAACAACACAGGUGUGGACUACCGGGGCACCGUCAGCGUGACCAAAUCAGGGCGACAGUGCCAGCCGUGGAAUUCCCAGUACCCGCACACGCACACCUUCACCGCCCUGCGUUUCCCAGAGCUGAACGGAGGCCAUUCCUACUGCCGCAACCCAGGGAAUCAGAAGGAAGCUCCCUGGUGCUUUACCUUGGAUGAAAACUUUAAGUCCGAUCUCUGUGACAUCCCAGCAUGUGAUUCAAAGGAUUCCAAGGAGAAGAACAAAAUGGAAAUCCUGUACAUACUGGUGCCAAGUGUUGCCAUUCCCCUGGCCAUCGCUUUACUCUUCUUCUUCAUUUGUGUCUGCCGCAAUAACCAGAAGUCAUCAUCGCCGCCAGUCCAGAGGCAGCCAAAACACGUCAGGGGUCAGAACGUAGAGAUGUCAAUGCUGAAUGCAUAUAAACCCAAGAGCAAGGCUAAAGAGCUGCCUCUUUCUGCUGUACGUUUUAUGGAAGAACUGGGUGAAUGUGCCUUUGGAAAAAUCUAUAAAGGCCAUCUCUAUCUCCCAGGCAUGGACCAUGCUCAGCUGGUCGCCAUCAAGACCUUGAAAGACUAUAACAACCCCCAGCAAUGGACAGAAUUUCAACAAGAAGCCUCCCUGAUGGCCGAACUACACCACCCCAAUAUUGUCUGCCUUCUAGGUGCUGUCACUCAGGAACAACCUGUGUGCAUGCUAUUUGAGUAUACAAAUCAGGGGGACCUCCAUGAGUUCCUCAUCAUGCGAUCCCCACAUUCCGACGUUGGCUGCAGCAGCGAUGAAGAUGGGACUGUGAAGUCCAGCCUGGAUCAUGGAGAUUUUCUGCACAUUGCAAUUCAGAUCGCAGCUGGCAUGGAAUACCUGUCCAGUCACUUCUUUGUCCACAAGGACCUUGCAGCGCGCAAUAUUUUAAUCGGGGAGCAACUUCAUGUAAAGAUUUCAGACCUUGGGCUUUCCAGAGAAAUUUACUCCGCUGAUUACUACAGGGUACAGAGUAAGUCUUUGCUGCCCAUUCGCUGGAUGCCCCCCGAAGCCAUCGUGUAUGGCAAAUUCUCUUCUGAUUCAGAUAUCUGGUCCUUUGGGGUUGUCUUGUGGGAAAUUUUCAGUUUUGGACUCCAGCCGUAUUAUGGAUUUAGUAACCAAGAAGUGAUCGAGAUGGUGAGAAAGCGACAGCUCUUGCCAUGCUCUGAAGACUGUCCGCCCAGAAUGUACAGCCUCAUGACAGAGUGCUGGAAUGAGAUCCCUUCCAGAAGACCAAGAUUUAAAGAUAUUCACGUCCGGCUUCGGUCCUGGGAGGGCCUCUCAAGUCACACCAGCUCUACUACUCCUUCCGGGGGAAAUGCUACCACGCAGACAACCUCCCUCAGUGCCAGCCCAGUGAGUAAUCUCAGUAACCCCAGAUAUCCCAACUACAUGUUCCCAAGCCAGGGCAUUACACCACAGGGCCAGAUUGCUGGUUUCAUUGGCCCACCAAUACCUCAGAACCAGCGGUUCAUUCCCAUCAAUGGAUACCCAAUACCUCCUGGAUACGCAGCAUUUCCAGCUGCCCACUACCAGCCAGCAGGUCCUCCCAGAGUGAUUCAGCACUGCCCACCUCCCAAGAGUCGGUCCCCAAGCAGCGCCAGCGGGUCCACUAGCACUGGCCAUGUGACCAGCUUGCCCUCAUCAGGAUCCAAUCAGGAAGCCAAUAUUCCUUUACUACCACACAUGUCAAUUCCAAAUCAUCCUAGUGGAAUGGGUAUCACCGUUUUUGGCAACAAAUCUCAAAAACCUUACAAAAUAGACUCAAAGCAGCCAUCUUUGCUAGGAGACUCCAAUAUUCAUGGACACACCGAAUCUAUGAUUUCUGCAGAACUGUAAAAUACACGACUUUAUAAAUGUGGUAUACAGGACAAACUAGAAAGCCGUACAAAAGAUUUAUAUUCAAAGGUUUUUUAUUAAAGUAAGUUUCUCAUUUAGCAGACAUGGCAACAAGUAUCUUCUGUGAAGUUUAACUGUGUCUUACCAAGCAGGACAGACACUAGCCAGAAAAGAAAGAAGAACAAUGUAGGAUUCACACUCCAUCGGGGUACAAGACAUGAUGCUGGGAUUGGAACAUAAUGGUUUCAAGGACUGAAAAUUGCAAACCAGUGAAGACGAAAAGAACCUUGUGAUUAGAUUUCAAACCAAAAAGGAAAGUCAAAUGGUGCUUUGUGACUGGUCUCUCCCCAAAAUGUAUAUAUACCAUAGCAUUUGUCUACCUGCUGUCUUUUCUUCGGGACAGAUGUUCAGGAAUUAUAUUGAUUCAGUUUAGACUCCGUGCAUGUUUGUAUGGAAGUGAUGUUCAGAAUCAAUGAAGAAACUUUAGGCCAAAUUUGAAAUACCGGAUGGAAAUGAGCCAUAAGACAAAGUAGACCAUCCUCUGAAGCCUUCUCCGUAAUGGGGCUUCUUUGGGAAGGUGCAGAGUGUGCCUCUUUGUGAACCUCCUCUUCUGAUCAUGAAGGCCUUUUCCACAUUUCCUUUUUCACAGCGUGUUUACACAGCCCUCGAAAUAACACAGGGCAUCAGACCAUAAGAAGGCUAGAUGUGGAUGCUGGAAAUGGUCGAUAGUUCACUUUGCCACAUUAGGAAUGAGGUGCCAAGGGCAACACAGUCAGGGGUCCCUCAGCCUAGACCAGCAUCCACAGGAGAGGAAAAAGGGUUCCCAUGGUGACAGCAUUCACAGAAGUUUCCCUAGAUCAGUAACAUUGAAAAAUAAAUUUGUGGCUAUAGAUGAGCACACCCACGCCUUGAAUGAAACCCCCUGUUGACAGGUUGUCCGAGGUGUCAGAGUGCUUACCAUCAGUGGACUCUAGGGAGGUAGGAAACCCCAUGAUGAUACCAAUAUUUAGUAAAUUUAAAGUUUCUCUCACUUUUUUUUCCAUGCUAGAAAUGUUCACAGAUUUGAUUCUAGCCCCCAGAGUUAUAACAGUUUAUUCAUAGUUAGUUGGAAUCCAAAGACAACGAAUUCUAUUUUGUAAAAUAUUACAUAUUUCUAAAAAGCAAGUACUGAGUUCUCAUUUCAAAGACUACCAAGAACUGAAUUUUCUAAGCUGGUAAAUACAAGCAACAAGAUCAUUUUUCCCUUAGUUAGAGGGAGGAAUCAAAUGUGCAUCUCAUGGCAUUUACCUGCCAACCAUGUUUUGCCAAGUUUAGAAUUCUUAUGGGUUUCAAGUUCUAUAUAGAGAGGAAUUUUGUAUUUGAUUUUUCUCUUGUUAAAAAAAAAACUCCUUUAUUCUAAAAACAAUGUCUCAAAGUCUCAUUUUCAUUUUAAAGGUAUAAGAGAAUUAUAAAGAGACUUACAGGAUCUAAAGUAAUUCCUGGAAAUGAUAUUUAAUGAGGAGAAGGUAUGAGAAUUAGAAACACAUUGAUGUUUCUAUUUUUUAAAAUACAAUUAGCAAGAGAAAUCAAGAAAAUAUGUUUGCCAAAGUGUGUUGCAAUUUUCCCAAACCUGAGUCUUCAAACCACAAACAUGAACUUAUAGGUACUGUGAACUCAAAGAAUUGGCUAUAUCCAGAUUUCUGGGCAAUAAGUUAAGACAUUUUUGUGGCAUAAAUAAGCUGAUUCAGAAUUACAUUUCUUAACUUUAGGUAGAGGAGAAUAUUUGUAUCCUUUUGUUGCUAUGCAACUGUUUAAUGAUGAAGCUUCAAACCACAAUUUUGUAUAUCAUAUGACAAUCAAUUGUUUUCCAAGAAUAUUUAUUAUUUUAAGUAAACACAAUUUCAGUGAAUCUGAGUUUUUCUAGGAGUCCCUUAAAGGGAAAUUAGCAUUCCAUGAGCCAGUAAAAUACCUACUCUGGAAAAACAUUGUUACAAAUAAAAAAUAAAUUCAAGUUAGUUUUUUAUAAAGAACUAUAACAUUUAUUUUAAACAUUUUAUAAUAACUGAAAUCAUUAAGGUGAACAAACAAAAUUUCAAAACCACUUGUAAUAAUGUAUUUUAUAAUAGCACUGUGAUACUAUAUAACACAGUUCCUUUUGUAUUAAAGUAGUAUUUUUUCACAAACUGAAAAAUAUCUUUUGCUUUGUUGACAAUGUUUUGUAAGAUGACUUUAUUUUCAGAUUUUUUUUUGCACAAAACUAUGUUUAUGGUUUGUAUCACAGAAGUGAAAAUAUAUCUCUGCAUUUUUAUAUCUGGUCUAUUUUCUUGUUUCCUUUGUUUAUUUUUAGCUCGAUAUAAACUUUCUUUAAAUAUAUAAUGGCCAUAUUCAGAUAUCUCGCCCUACCAUAUCUUUCCCUAUUUUCACUGCAUGCAUUUAAUCAUUGUAUUACUUGAUGUUUGAUUUGUUAUUAUGGGCAUUUCAAAUAGGCAAGCAUUGAAUUGUAAUAACAAAAAAGGCUAUUUUAUAUUGAGGAUAUAUGCAUUUGUAUUUCACACACCAGAGAUGAUAUUAAACACUGAUUAUUUUAUGCUGCUGUUUAUUAAAAAUGUUUACUAUAAAA